AUGUCUGUCGGCUGUGUCUCGGAGAAGCUCUUCUGCCCUUUUUCCGAUUGGGUCAUUGGCUUUGUUUUUGUUGAGCCGUAUGAGCUCUUCGGAGAUCGUGGUACUGUCCGCAUCAUGAGCCUGUCUGGAAUCGGCGCUUCUUCGGGCUUUGCCGUGGGGGCCGUGGAGUGGAAUGUGACGACCAUGCCAGAAUAUCUGAGCCUGAGGUUUGGCAGCCGCCGGAUACAGUCCCUCCUCGCUGUUCUCUUCUUGUACUUCUGUAUCUUCCAUAAUAUCUUGGUGGAGCUGUUCAUUGGGACCAUGGCCAUAAAGCUCGUUGCGGGGGUGGACGUCAGCCUGACCGCCAUAAUCCUGCUGACAGUCACCGGCAUUCAUGCCUUCACAGGAGGCUUCAUGGCCGUGGUCUUCAUCGACGCCAUAUACAGCGGCAUACUGCUCCUGGGCUCCAUCUUGUUAACGGCCUUCGAUAAAGACCGAAACAGCUACUGCGUGUCUCCGGCCAAGUGUGGCUGGGGCGCGUGGUGGCCGCGCUCCUGCUGA
Messenger RNA from Condylura cristata (star-nosed mole), 540 nucleotides. Its product is annotated as sodium/glucose cotransporter 1-like. The transcript has 6 exons. The coding region runs from base 1 to 540 and encodes 179 amino acids. Gene Ontology annotation, molecular function: D-glucose:sodium symporter activity. The record is from RefSeq and is a predicted model, not a curated record. Gene Ontology annotation, biological process: sodium ion transport; transmembrane transport. NCBI's taxonomy places the organism in Eukaryota, Metazoa, Chordata, Mammalia, Eulipotyphla, Talpidae. Gene Ontology annotation, cellular component: plasma membrane.